This is a messenger RNA of Penicillium concentricum, 2079 nucleotides long. RefSeq names its product RsfS/YbeB/iojap family protein. Gene Ontology annotation, cellular component: mitochondrion. The transcript has a single exon. Bases 1 to 2079 code for a protein of 692 amino acids. The record is from RefSeq and is a predicted model, not a curated record. NCBI's taxonomy places the organism in Eukaryota, Fungi, Ascomycota, Eurotiomycetes, Eurotiales, Aspergillaceae. Gene Ontology annotation, biological process: mRNA stabilization; mitochondrial proton-transporting ATP synthase complex assembly; mitochondrial gene expression.
AUGAGCAGGACUCUCUUACGAGGAGCCGCGUGCCAGACUUGUCGGCAUGAGGUGCUGCGGUCCUUUGUUUCUGUCUCCGGCAUUCCCAUGCCACGAUCAUCUCCUCUUUCCUCCCGUUCGAUCUCCAACCCCAGAGCUUUCUCCGCUGUAACUUUGCUGCGGUCUGAUCGCCCUCCAACCUCGAACCAGCUUGACAUUCAUUUAUCCGAACCAGAAGAGCGAUCAGCGCACUCGGAAACCAAUACGCCAGCUUCAUCACAACAUGUCCCCUGGUAUCUGCAGGAAGAGGCGCCCAUUAUGAAAGAGCGCCUGUUGAGCGAAGCCCAUCUCCCCGAGAUCCCAGACGAUUCGCCAGAGAUGCUCUCGACUCUAUUGGAGUAUACGUAUAAGGACUUGGGCUUGGAUAGUCUCAAGCUUUUUGACCUACGCGGCCUCGAAAUCCCUGCAGCUCUCGGUGCUAAUGUCAUCAUGAUCAUCGGAACUGCUCGCAGUGUGAAACAUUUAAACGUGUCUGCGGAUCGUCUCUGUCGCUGGCUGAGAAGUCAAUACAAAUUGUCCCCCUACGCCGACGGCUUACUUGGACGCAACGAGUUGAAAAUCAAACUCCGCCGUAAGGCUAAGCGAGCGCGCGCCGCCAGUGCAGCAGGCGCAAUGAUCGACGAAAAGGAUGAUGGAAUUACAACGGGAUGGAUCUGUGUAAAUGCGGGGAUGGUGGACAAAGGCGCUACUUCGACCCAGUUGAGCGAUGUUGGAAUUGAAGGUUUUGGUAAUCUUGACGUUGGGACUAGCGUGGUUGUCCAGAUCUUCACCGAGGAGAAGCGGGCUGAUGUUGAUCUUGAUGGUCUCUGGGAAGCCACUUUAGCCCGUGAAGGGCGCAAGAACAUCCGGGAGACGAAGGAUUUAUCCAAGACUGGUGUCGCGCCCCCCAGGUCUAUGUCCGAUGGAUUUGGCUCCAUUCCUGGCCAAAGGAGAGGCUUCCAUACCAUGCGUAGACUCGCAUCCUCUGCCGUGAACUCCGCCGAGUCUGGUUUCGAUGCUGGGCUCCCUAGCCUGAGAACUUCGUCUUCCACACUUCCAGGCGGUGCAGCAGCAGUUGCAUCCCAAUUGACACCAACCUCUUUGCUUCAGAUUCUCACCGAACUUCCGGCGGAUAGUGCACGAAAUGAGCUGGGGAGCGGCCCAAAUGAUCGCCAGUCCACUCUUUUUCUACGGCUCUUCUACACCAACCACGCCGCGCGGUUUUCUGCACAGGAAAAAUCCGCUUUUCGAUUGAAAUUGUUUUCUAUUGCUGUGUCUCGGCAACACCCAGCUUACACCAAGGACGCCCUUUUUAGCACAUUCUCUGAUUUUCUUCGCGACGGGUAUGACCUUCCGGAUGACCUUGGAUUCGACGUUGUUUCUGCGCUUCUAACACCGAGAACAGCGGGUGUUAUCACCGAGCAGUCUAAGACUCAUUCCCCAGAGGCUGACAUGGAGCUUGCUUUGUUAGUGCUGGAUCGCUUGAGCCUCCGUGGUGUGCCGAUUUUGAACAUGAAAAUUUUCAAUGUACUCUAUCAAGCAGUCUGUGCACCCAAUCCAGCACUUUCGAGCCUGAACGAAUUGCGCCCAGAAGACAGUUCUCCAAGUUCCUCUGCGGUCCAACAGACUGAGUCUCAGAAACAAAUCUUGUCUCGACUGUCCAAGAUACUCGCGGCGGCCAACGUUCCAUUUGACGUGGUAGACGCGCGUCAGCUUAUGGUGACAUUAUUCCAAUGCGGGGAUUACGAUGGCUUCUGGCGUCUGUGGCGUCAGUUUCCUUUGAAAGGUGCCAGUCGCACACAAGAGGACUACGUGCAGCUGUUCACGUUGCAUGCCGAGUUGGGUGAGGAAGUGCGAGCGCGCGAGUGUCUGUCGACGGGGGUAGAAUUGAUGAAUCGAGAGUCCCCUGUAAUUGUGCUACAAGGUCCAAUCGUGACCGCCAUCAUGCAUUGUAUUUUGGUCGCAGACCCGACACUCCAGAACCGAGAUGAAGAAGUGUCUCCGAGCUUCUACAUGCCGCUCUGGACUGAGUGCCAGGAGGCACUUGCUCGGGAAAAUUGA